Messenger RNA from Caenorhabditis bovis, 5394 nucleotides. Lineage: Eukaryota; Metazoa; Nematoda; Chromadorea; Rhabditida; Rhabditidae. The record is from the annotation of a GenBank genome assembly.
AUGUAUCGAAUAAUUCUACUAUUAGCUGGUAUUCAUGUCAAUCCAAUAUCGAAUGGAAUUAUCCCGAAAUCUCAUCUCACUUAUGAUAUUGUAAUGCAACAUCUGAUGAGCUAUGUUAACCACUCGAUAGAUCCGUGCGAUGAUUUCUAUGCGCAUGUUUGCCCGCCAGAAUAUGUCUAUUCACUUUAUGAGAAAUUAAUUUUUGAUAUGAGCGAUGAUGACAAAAACACAAAAAUCGGUAAUUUAAGCUACGAGCUGUUUCCAUUGGAAUUUGAAAGCACCGAUGACUAUUCUUAUGAUGAACUAAUGGAAUUAUGCAACAAUGAUAUGGAUAGUUUCGUCAGAGCGGCAAUUAUUUAUCAUGUAGAUAUGAAAAAUAAAAGAUUUGCAAAUUCGUCAGUCGAUUGUUAUGAUCUUGUCGGCGUUUUAAACAAUGCGACGAUGAAUGAUAUUGCGAAAACCUCAAACCUAUAUUUUUCUUAUCUUUUCUUCAAUCUUCGGCGACAUUAUACGCUUCAAAGACUCUAUGGAUCACCAACGAAUGCGGCGCAUAUAUUUGAAGACCUCCGAAGAGAAAUGGACAUCGUUCUCGAGGAGACGCCUUGGAUCAAAACCUACAACGCAAUGGAAAAAUACAAGAAACAAUUGGAAAUCAUGCAAUAUUAUACAUUUGGCAAUGCAAAAGAAAUUAUUGAAAAACGCUUGAGAGAAUUGAUUCCGAAACACGAAAAAUUCAAGAAUCGCGCUAUCAAACGGCAUGAAAUCAUUGAGUUUAUUAACAUCGGAUUCAUGGCCAAAUAUCGUUUUGGGAAGCAAGAAAAUUUUGUGAAGAAUUUAAUUGAGUUUUUUAAUGGAAAUUUGAUCAACCAUGCAAAUUAUAAUGAUUAUGGCUCAAUUGGUUUCAUAUUGGCUCAUGAGAUUAUGCAUUCAUUCGUUUUCGAAGAAGACGAUGUGUCGCCACUGAAGAAUUAUUCGACGAAGAAUGCGCAUUGUAUUCUGAGUCAGCAUUCGAAGACAUGCCAAAUGUUUCCAGAAGCGAAAUGCUCGACGACGAAUCGAACGUUUGAAGAAGACGCGGCCGAUUUGAUGGGAUUUCGCCUAAUUUAUCGUUUGUUUCAAAAAGCGAAACAUAUGGAACAGAGGAAGACGUACUUUGGUUAUGGAGCACCAAUGGACGAUGAGCAAUUGUUCUUUUAUUCUAUGACCGUCUUCUAUUGUGAUGUGCAUCCAAAGAAGGAAAAUACGAGAGACGUUCACUCUGGCGAUUACGCCCGCAUAUUAAUGAUGAUGGCGCAAUCAGACGAAUUUGCGAAAGCGUUCAAAUGUAAGAAGACGGAUCGAAUGGGGUUUUCGGUAAAAUUCAAAAAUGAAAGCGAUCAUGCCGAGCUGGGCGCAUUUGUCUCUGAAAACUGCGAAAAAUACAAGCCAAUAUUCGCAAAAUCUUCAUUUAUGUAUCAGAAAUAUGUGCAGCAAAACGAGAAAAUUGAGGAUUUUCAUGAAAUGACAUGCAAUUCAACCAUUCGCAUCCUCGAACACGCCGAUUUCCAAGAGCUCGCGGAAAACUCAUUAGAAGCAAUUCAAACAGUAUUUUUGAAUGUUCGACGAUAUUACACGCUUCUUCGUCGCUACGGAACCCCAAAAAUCGCCAAGGAAAUCUUCAGAGAAUGUCUUGAUCGCGUUUCGCAAAUGGCGCCGAACGACGAAUUAAUCGAGCGACUGAAACGCUUCGAAUUGGUCACCAUUGGCGAUUUUCUCGAGCCCGUCGAGAUUGGCCUCAAAUGGUUUGCCGAUGGGAUUGGAGAAUUUCCGAUCAAUGAUGAGGUCCUCAACGGCGAUUUGAUGCAAAUUCUCAAAUUCACCGCAUUCUGCCAUGACGCGCUGAAAAAAAUGAAGCCGCCGGCACAAUUCGACGAAUUCCCUCUGAGCGAUGUUGUCUCGAAAAUGUCAUAUAGCAAGUUAUAUAAGAAUUAUGCCAUAUUUGGCAGCUUUGCGCUGAAAAUGAUUUUAUAUGAAGUCAAUUAUCUACCAUUCGUCGACAAACUCUCGGAUUUCAAAGAAUGCAUGAAGUCGCAAUACUCGAAAAUAUGCGAACAAAUUGAAUCGCUGAAUUUCGAUCCGGAAUUAAUUGAAGCCAAAACUCAACUGUUCUUGUUCGCCGCCGCAUUGGAUUAUUGCCCAGAAGAUUUUCAUAAGCCCUUGAAUGAAAAAUCAGCCCUCUUAUACGUUCUUUUCUCUCAAUUUACGUCGAACUCACCUUUAAUUUGUCCGGAUGACAGCUCAGUCGUCGAGGACAGCGAGGAAGUUGUCGAGGAUUCCAAUAUUGACUCAAGUGGAAGUCGAGAAUUAAAAAAUGUGUCAAAUAAUUCUCGAGAAUCUAAUGCGAGUAAAGACAAGUCCUAUGCUUCAUCAAUUUUCACAUCCACUCCAAACCCCAAAGGAAAUAAAUCAAAUCUCUCACAAGCUUUAUCUGGGACGUAUUCUUCGACGGAUUCCGGAUCUUCAGCGCAUGAUCGUAGUAGAAGUUUCUUUGAAGAAGAGCAACCGCUUUCGCCGAUUUCGAAGAAACUUUCGGAAAAUGAUGAUAAAAAAUCGAAGCAAAAUUUGCGGGAACGUCUAUUGCGAAAAUCUUUGAAGCAAUCAACCAAACCGUCAAAUGAUCGGUCUGGUGGUUGGGGAAGUAGCGAAAGCUCAUCGAAAUCGCCAGAAGAAAAUUUAUUGAGUACGUGUUUGAGCCCGAUUGCCAAAGAUGUCAAAACGCCUCAGAUUACUGAUAUUCCGACUUUUGAUAUUAACAAUGUUUCGUUGAACACGGAUAGCGAUAAGGAUGAAACAAUGGCGACGGAGAAGACGAAAUCCGACAAUGAGAACAAUUCGGUGGUUCUUGUCUCGGAUGAUUCCAAAGAGAACGUCUCAUCGCCAUCGGAUAGCAGUAUUGUUGUCGAAUAUCAAUCGCUGAUGCCCAAAUUGAAGCCGCAAGUGGAUUUGGAAUCUGUCAGCGAGAAAAAGAAGCAAGAUCUAAAAAAAUUGACUAUCGGCGAGCUUGAGGACAAAAAAAAUGGUUUGAUGAAAUUAAUGCAAUAUCAGAGCAGUUUACCAGAUAAGGGCGCCAAAGUCCACGCGGAAUUCAAUUUUAUUGAGAAUUUGAUAAUGGAGAAAAAGAAUAAUGGAGAUGAAUGUGACGUUGUCGUUAUCGAGGAUGAUACUGAGGUGGUUAACGAGCGUCGUGUCAUUCAUCCAAACGUGCCGAAACACGCGGUGCCCAUUCGAGGAGGUGUUCUUCCACCGAAUCGGCUCAUUGAGCAUCCACUUCCUCAGCAGAAUCUCGACAUGCUUAUUCAAAAGGAUGGAAAGCGUAUUUUCGGCGGAAAAAUGACGGAAGAGAGGUAUCAUCGGAUUGGAGUUAUGACCGAUAAGCUGACGAAACAACUUCUGGAAGCGGCUGAGAGUAUGCCCGAAGAGACGGAGCUGACGGAAACGCCGAAAGGAUUGAUCGUUGAUUUGAUGCCGCAUCAGAAGUCGGCGUUGACGUGGCUGAAGUGGAGAGAGACGCAGCCGCAGCCCGGCGGAAUUCUUGCUGAUGAUAUGGGACUCGGCAAAACGCUGUCGAUGAUAUCGCUGAUCGUUGAGCAGCGCGAGGCUCGACGAGCGCGAAAAGAAGCUGGCAAUGAUGCGAUCGAUAAAGAACGAAGGGUGGCGGCGAGAAAUUUGGGGCUUAUUCCAUCGAAUGGAACUCUUAUUGUGGCGCCAGCGAGUUUGAUUUACCAAUGGGAGAAGGAGAUUGAGAGGAGACUUGAAGAGGAUACGCUGAAUGUGUUCAUGUUCCAUGGAACGAAGAAGCAGAGGGAUGUCGAACCAAGAAUCCUUGCUCGUUAUGAUGUCGUUAUUACUACUUAUACGCUUGUUGGUAAUGAGCUCACUGAAAAAGUCACCACAAAGAAUAAGGUGCUCUUCGACGAUCAUCCGGAAUCGGAUUCUGAUGGUGAACAACCGCGCGGUGGAGGUCGACAACGACGAGUUGGAAAAGAUUCAUCGCCGUUGGCGCAAAUUUGUUGGUCGAGAAUCAUUCUUGAUGAAGCGCAUGCUAUUAAGAAUCGGACCUCCAUGUGCUCCAAAGCGGUUUGUCGAUUGUCUGGAAUUUCGAGAUGGUGCCUUACUGGAACACCGAUUCAUAAUAAUCUUUGGGAUUUGUACAGUUUGAUUCGAUUUAUGAGAGUUCAGCCGUUCAGCGAGGACAAGUAUUGGAAGGAGCAGAUCAUGCCCAUGAAAGGAAGAAUGACGGAUCGAUUGAAUCUGAUUACAAAAAACUUUUUGCUGCGACGAACCAAGGAACAGACUUGCUCGAUAACGAAUAAGAAGCUCGUCGAUCUUCCGCCGAAGACAGUCAUGGUGCAUGAUUUGAUUCUUGAAGGCGAUGAAGCUGAAGCUUAUGCGAUUAUGUUCAAAGCGUCACAAAAGUUUGUCAAGAAAAUCGUCGAGCAGGGCGAUGACAAUCGAUAUUUGAAAGAGUUUGGAAUAAUGAGGCGAAAAAAGAACAAAAAUGAGGAGGAUUUGAGGAAUCCGUUUGCUUUCGGACCUCGUGAUCUUGGGAACAACCGAUUCCAGUCAAUGUCUUGUGUUCUCCUCCUCCUUUUGCGACUUCGACAAGCUAGUGUGCAUUUUCAUAUCACUAAAAAUGGCAUGGAUAUGUCGGCGUUUUCCAUAAUUGGCGGCGAUGACAAUAUGAAUGUUGAUGAGAUGGACGCCCUACUUGAGCGAACUCUUGCGAAUUUGACGCUUGAAGACACGGAUGAUGAAGAGGAAGAGAGUGAACGUCGAAAUCAGAAAUUUGACAAAUCGCCGGCGAUUUUUGAGCCAGAUUAUCCUAGUGCGAAAAUCAAAAAGACAAUUGAACUCAUCACGGAAAUCAUGGAAAAGGGCGAGAAAGUAGUGAUUGUCUCUCAAUGGACUUCUGUGCUUAAUCUUAUUGAAGCGCAUGUUAAGAGAAAUGAGAUACGGUACACGAUGAUCACCGGAGAAGUCAAAGUUCAAGAUAGACAAGAGCGUGUUGAUAGCUUUAACAAGGAGAAAGGCGGCGCACGAGUGAUGCUUCUCUCGUUGACAGCCGGAGGAGUCGGACUCAAUCUGACUGGAGGGAAUCAUUUGGUGAUGGUUGAUUUGCAUUGGAAUCCCGCGCUUGAGCAGCAGGCGUGCGAUCGGAUUUACCGAAUGGGACAGAAGAAGCCGGUUUCGAUUCACAGAUUGGUUACUAAAGACACUAUUGAGGAGAGGGUUAUCGAUUUGCAGACGAAGAAGCUGGAAAUGGCGAAUAAUGUGCUUGAAGGAUCGGCGAAGAAGAUGAACAAACUCACAAUGGCUGACAUCGCGUUCUUGUUCGAUUUGAAUAAUCGGGAUUAA